Messenger RNA from Mytilus trossulus (common blue mussel), 1296 nucleotides. RefSeq lists its product as uncharacterized. Lineage: Eukaryota; Metazoa; Mollusca; Bivalvia; Mytilida; Mytilidae. The coding region runs from base 1 to 1296 and encodes 431 amino acids. The record is from RefSeq and is a predicted model, not a curated record. The transcript is spliced from 2 exons.
AUGUCAAGUAAACUUUCAUGUAAAACAUAUAUAACGGAUGGAUUUAAUAACAAACGCCGUAGAUGCAAAAAACCAUGGUGGAAUGAAGAACUAACCGUUUUAUGGAAUUGUGUUUGUAGUGCAGAAAAAAUAUGGCUUAAAGCAACCUGUAAUAAAAGUACGUUACGUCAUAAUUAUGUCCAAAAGAGGAAACAUUUCGAUAAAGCGUGUCAACGUGCCAAACGCCAAUACUGGUAUAGUAUGCAAGAUGAAUUAAAGAAUUUAGAAGAUAACCCAAAAGAAUUUUGGAGGAAAAUCGGGAAAAUUGGAGUAGGAAACAACAGGCAAAGUAUUCCAAUGGAAGUGAAAAUGGAAGAUAAUUCAAUAUGUACCGAUCCGAAAAUUGUUUUAGAUAAAUGGAAAUGUGAUUUUUCAAAUAUGUUGAAUUCUGGAAAUUUAUAUGAAACUAUCGAAAAAGAUGCUAAUAGUUGCAUAAUAACCGAUGAUAUUCUUGAUAGUGAAAUAACCAAUGAAGAAGUUGUCAAAAUUUUAAAAUUGUCAAAAGCGGGAAAAUCUCCUGGUUGUGAUGAAAUUCCGAUGGAGAUGUAUAAGAAUCAGACAGCUAUAAACGCCCUUACUCAAGUGUUCAACAUUUGUUAUAAUACAGGAAUGAUACCGGAGCUAUGGAGUAGAGGAAUAAUCACCCCGAUACCGAAGAGUUCGACUUCCGACCCUCGGGACCCGAUGUCUUACAGAGGAAUAACAUUGGCGCCAACUUCAUAUAAACUGUAUUGCGGAGUACUGAAUUCAAGAUUAACUGUAAAGCUUGAUGAUCUAAAUUUUAUACAUGAUGAACAAAAUGGUUUUAGAUCUAAUCGUAAUACUAUUGAUCAUUUGUCAACAAUUACAACGUUAACUAUUAUUGAAACAAGAAAAAUGUGUAAAAUGUCAACUUUUGCAGCUUUUAUUGAUUUCAAGAAAGCAUAUGAUACUGUAAACAGAUUUUUAUUAUUUUGUAAACUUGAGUCAAUAGGAAUUAGUAGUAAAAUGUUGAAUGCUUUAAAAUCUUUAUAUCAUAAAGUACAGUCAUGUGUUAAAGUUAAUGGGAAUUUAACCCAAUGGUUUGAUGUUCAAUGUGGUUUAAAACAAGGACCACCUUCUUUUCCAAGGUCUAUUUAUACAUUUAUGCUGGGUAAUGAUAAUAUUGAAAUUGUAAUACAAUAUACUUACCUUGGUUUACAUCUUAAAGAAUUUUUAAAUUAUGAUUUAAUGGCAAAAGCUAUUGCCAAGUCGGCAAGUAAACUCUUGGGUUAUUGA